Nilaparvata lugens (brown planthopper) is the source of this 940-nucleotide messenger RNA. Its product is annotated as SOSS complex subunit B homolog. The record is from RefSeq and is a predicted model, not a curated record. Bases 183 to 845 code for a protein of 220 amino acids. Lineage: Eukaryota; Metazoa; Arthropoda; Insecta; Hemiptera; Delphacidae. Gene Ontology annotation, biological process: double-strand break repair via homologous recombination; mitotic cell cycle checkpoint signaling; response to ionizing radiation. Gene Ontology annotation, cellular component: SOSS complex. The transcript has 2 exons. Gene Ontology annotation, molecular function: DNA binding.
GGGAUCUGUUUCUGCUUUUAUUUUAUAAAAAAUCAUCAUUUUCCAUAACCAACUUUGGGUAAUCAUUGAUCAUAUUGAUCAUGAAUAAUAAUAAUAUUAUGAAGUUUUUUGUGGUAUAAAUUUUCUCAAACGUUAGAGGUGUUUUCUGCACGUAGAUUGGAAGUUUUAAGUGGGAGAAGAAAAUGGAGCCGAUGUACAUAAAAGAUAUACGACCCGACUCGAAAAACGUGAAUCUGACGUUCAUAGUUUUGGAAGUGGGAAAUCCGACUUUAUUGAAGGACAACCGGGAAGUGCGGACGUUGAAGGUGGCCGACGCCACAGCCUGCAUCAACAUGUCAUUGUGGGAUGAGCCUGGCAAACUGUUGAUGCCAGGUGACAUAGUGCGCAUGACCAAAGGCUACGCGUCAAUUUGGCGCGCAUGUCUCACACUCUACCCCGGCAAAAAUGGCGAUUUGAACAAAAUCGGCGAGUUCUGUAUGGUUUUCAACGAACAGCUCAACAUGAGCGAACCCAACCCUUGUUUGAUGGGUGGGUCAGGGGGGUCUAGUGGACCCCCCAACGGCGGGAAUGGGGCUGGGGGGAGGCGGCCCCCAUCAUUGUUAACCCCCACUUCGGUCCCGGCAGCGACGGUAACCUCACAUCAACCGACACAAAAUCAAUCGAGCGCGGUUAAGAACAGUGGCAGCCGGUACAGUAACGAGCCGCCACAGCUGACCGCGCAGGUGCCUCUGUCGGCCGUCAACAAGUCGAAAUCGGGAUCGAGGGGUGAUGGAGCGGGAGCUGGGGGAGGGGGAAGGACUGGACAACGUAACUCGUCUACAGUGCGGUCAGAGAGACGUCAAUGAUUUGACUUUAGGAGUGUGCAACUCUACGGUGCGAUUCACUUCAAACUGUCAUCAUUUCAUUUCAUUUAUUCAUAGACAAUAGAUACAAUACAGGU